This is a messenger RNA of Sphenostylis stenocarpa, 786 nucleotides long. NCBI's taxonomy places the organism in Eukaryota, Viridiplantae, Streptophyta, Magnoliopsida, Fabales, Fabaceae. The record is from the annotation of a GenBank genome assembly.
AUGGCCUCCACCCAAUGUUUCUUGCACCACCAUGCCCUCACCACGCCAGCUAGAGCUUCACCACAGCGCCAAGUGGUGACCACCAAACCGAACCACAUUGUCUGCAAGGCACAGAAGCAGGUUGUCCAAGAGGGUGACGCCACCAGCCUUGUCUCUCGCAGGUUGGUCCUCACUGUGGUCAUUGGUGCUGCUGCUGUUGCCUCUAAGGUCUCUCCUGCUGAUGCAGCCUAUGGGGAAGCUGCCAAUGUGUUUGGAAAGCCAAAGACAAACACAGACUUCCUUCCAUACAAAGGGGAUGGAUUCAAAUUGUCGAUUCCCUCAAAGUGGAACCCAAGCAAAGAGGUUGAGUACCCAGGUCAGGUUCUUAGAUAUGAGGAUAAUUUUGACACAACAAGCAAUGUUGCUGUCAUGGUCACCGCAACUGAUAAGAAGUCCAUCACUGACUAUGGUUCACCUGAGAAGUUCCUAUCUGAGGUGGAUUAUUUGCUUGGAAAACAAGCCUUUUUUGGCCAAACUGAUUCUGAGGGUGGUUUUGAUUCCAAUGCUGUAGCAACUGCAAACAUCUUGGAGAGUGCAUCACCUGUCAUUGAUGGGAAAAAGUACUACAGUUUGUCUGUGUUGACAAGGACAGCUGAUGGUGAUGAAGGUGGCAAGCAUCAGCUGAUUACAGCAACUGUGAAAGAUGGCAAACUAUACAUUUGCAAAGCUCAAGCUGGAGACAAGAGAUGGUUUAAGGGUGCAAGAAAAUUUGUGGAGAGCACCGCAAGUUCCUUCAGUGUUGCCUAA